UUACUCAUGGCAAAUUCUCUUCCCAAUUUUGCAUCAUCUGGAUGCUGUGUUUUGCUCCUCCUUGUCUCAAUCUUCAUUCAAGGAGGAGUGCAAGGAUCUAUUGGGGUGAACUAUGGCACUGUGGCAAAUGACCUCCCUCCACCAACCCACGUCGCCCAUUUCCUUUUAGAAUCCACCAUUAUCAACCGUGUUAGGCUUUUUGAUGCAAACCCUGAUAUACUACAAGCCUUUGCUCACACUGGCAUUGCAGUCACAAUCACUGUCCCAAAUGACCAAAUCCCCCACCUUACCAAGCUUAGCUUUGCCCAACAAUGGCUCAAAUCCAAUGUCCAACCUUACGUCCAAGCCACCAACAUAGUCCGCAUCUUAAUAGGCAAUGAAGUUUUGUCCACCACAAACAAGUUGUUCAUUGCAGGCCUUGUUCCUGCCAUGCAAACCCUCCACGCCGCCCUUGUCGAUGCUUCGUUGGACCGCAAGAUUAAAGUAUCUACCCCACACUCUCUAGGCAUUCUUUCAAGUUCAAGCCCACCGUCCUCUGGCAAAUUUAGGCAAGGCUAUGACGUCCAUGUGCUUAAGCCGUUGCUUAGUUUCUUGAAAGCCACCAAUUCUCCUUUCAUGGUGAACCCCUAUCCUUAUUUCGGAUUCUCUGCGGACACACUUGAUUACGCACUUUUCAGGCCAAAUUCCGGCGUCUUUGAUGACAAAACUAAACUCCUUUACACCAACAUGUUGGAUGCACAAUUAGAUGCUGUUUUUUCAGCCAUGAAGCUUUUGGGCUUUGUGGACCUUGAGAUUGCUAUAGCUGAAACGGGCUGGCCAUCAGAGUGUGAUCCGGCCCAAGUUGGUGUUGACCCACAGAGUGCAGCGGAUUACAAUGGAAAUCUCAUUCGUCAUGUGACUUCCGGUAAUGGCACCCCGUUGAUGCCGAAUCGGACUUUUGAGACGUACAUCUUCGCCCUCUUCAAUGAAAAUCUCAAGCCCGGCCCAACAUGCGAGAAGAAUUUUGGGCUUUUCCGGCCCGACAUGACACCGGUUUACAAUGUCGGGAUCCUCCGGCACACGGCUAGUUCGUCUACACCUUUGAACCCAAGCCCAGGAUCAGGCCCAGUUCCAGCUCUUGCACCAGCGAGCCCAUCACCGCCACAUGGCGAGAAACUAUGGUGUCUCCCCAGGAGGGGAGCUGACGCGGAGGCCUUGCAGAGGAAUAUUGAUUAUGUUUGUGGGCUGGGAUUGAAUUGUGGGCCAAUCAAACAAGGUGGGCCGUGCUUUAUGCCCAACACAGUUCGAGCCCAUGCAGCAUAUGCCAUGAACCGCUACUUUCAAGCAAUGGGAAGGAACGGUUACGAUUGUGAGUUUGAAGGAACUGGAGCCACCACUGCCGUCGAUCCAAGCUAUGGAAAGUGCAAGUACUGACGAAUGACGAUGGAAAGAAAUGCAAUGGAGGAUGGAUGGGACCCAUGAAUUAUAAACACUUCCCUACCAAUGCUUUCUUUUUGGCCAUAGAGAUCAACGUAGGGGAUUAGUUUAGUGGCUCAUGUUUACUACGAUGUAAUAUCACAAUAUUAGUAAUUAUAAUUGUUAUUUGUAGUCUGAAU
This is a messenger RNA of Prunus mume (Japanese apricot), 1595 nucleotides long. Its product is annotated as O-Glycosyl hydrolases family 17 protein. Gene Ontology annotation, molecular function: hydrolase activity, hydrolyzing O-glycosyl compounds. The record is from RefSeq and is a predicted model, not a curated record. Lineage: Eukaryota; Viridiplantae; Streptophyta; Magnoliopsida; Rosales; Rosaceae. Gene Ontology annotation, biological process: carbohydrate metabolic process.